AAGCUAAGUAGCAAAAUGUCAUGCCCGAACAACGUGGCAGCCAACACAUUCCUGGUGGACUCGCUGGGGGGAGGAACAUCUCCAUACAGAGGUGAGGGCUAUUCUACUAACUCUGGAAUGUAUAUGCAAGCGUCUGCAGAAUAUGGUUGUUCCAUGAUGAUGGGUAGUUUUGGCAUUGUUGGUACCCCUCUCUCCAAACGGGAUGAGCUUCAACCGAGUGGGAUGCAUCUCAGCUCUUACCAGCACUCGCAUUACCUGUCGCAGCGGGACAUUUGGACCGCAGGCUCUAAAACUUACAGAGGCUCACAACCUGUUGCCCAAGCUUUGCACCCAUGCUCAUUUCCAGCCAGCAGUGUGAAGGAGGAAGCGAUCCCUUGUCUUUACCAGACUGAUAUCGACAGCGCUAAGGAGAAAUCCACCUACAUCCGUCUGGGAGACAAUAGCAGCCACACGAAUCAAAGCACCGUCUCCACCCCCGAUUAUUUCCAACGGAGCCAGGUGUACACCAGUGAAAGGGGCAACCAUGGAGAUGAGUUCGGCUCGGACUUUAACCCAAUACUCAGAAUAUCAACGCCGGUAGAGGCACUAGCAGAAGAUUCUUAUGUCAAAGCCAGCAAAGCAAGGCAGGACCCAGAAGAUAUGGCAGGGAACACGCAGGAAGGCGACAUGGACAAGAGACCAUCUAGAAAAGAGGCGAGUGUCUUAAAAACAGACAGUUGUACCGAUGAUUCCGAGAGCGAAUUGAAAGAUGACGAUAAAUUGGAAAAAGCUGGAGACUGGCUAAAAGCGAAAAGUGGACGAAAGAAGAGAUGUCCCUACACAAAGCAUCAGACACUUGAGCUGGAAAAAGAGUUCUUGUUCAACAUGUACUUGACUCGUGAGCGCCGUCUGGAGAUCAGCAAGUGUAUCAACCUCACAGACAGACAGGUCAAGAUCUGGUUCCAAAACAGAAGGAUGAAGCUAAAGAAGCUCAACAGAGAAAGUCGCGUCCGGGAGCUUACUGGCUAUAGCUUCAACUGAUGGCUAAAACACACACACAAAAAUUAAGCAAAUACAUACUGUCUCUGGUCUCCACCGUUUUGCCAAUUUCUCCUUUUUUCCUCAUAGUUCUCCUCUUUAAUUCACAGACUGACACAUAUACGCAAAAUGUAAAACAUCAAAGCACUUUUGGGGUAAAACGCAGGCCCGUCCCGUUUAUUGCUAAAGAACUGGAAAUCUCUUGCAAACAAUUUUAAAUGUAGUCAGCACUUGAACCUAACCUAUCAUUGAGGAACAGACAAGAAUAGCAUUGUAAAUAUGCCAGUAGAGGAUUAAAAGGACGCUUGAUGGAAAUAUUAGUGAUAUAUUUGUAUUACUGAAUACCUCAACUCGGAAUAUACUUAGAAAAAGACUAUGAUGUCUUAGAUUAGCUUGUUUGCCGUCAGUGCGCUUGUCCUACACAAUGCGUGCUCUGUAUUUUGCAUGCUUUGUUUUUAAGUGUACUUGCCAUUUUGAUGUUUAACACAAGAGGCUGAAAAAUAAAA
Xyrauchen texanus (razorback sucker) is the source of this 1523-nucleotide messenger RNA. RefSeq names its product homeobox protein Hox-C10a-like. The record is from RefSeq and is a predicted model, not a curated record. NCBI's taxonomy places the organism in Eukaryota, Metazoa, Chordata, Actinopteri, Cypriniformes, Catostomidae. Bases 16 to 1020 code for a protein of 334 amino acids. Gene Ontology annotation, molecular function: RNA polymerase II cis-regulatory region sequence-specific DNA binding; DNA-binding transcription factor activity, RNA polymerase II-specific. Gene Ontology annotation, cellular component: nucleus. Gene Ontology annotation, biological process: regulation of transcription by RNA polymerase II. The transcript is spliced from 2 exons.